ACCGUUUACAUUUUCAGAUUCGUUGGUAUGUAACAUUCUUGAGUUGGCUUGCGACCGAUUCGGUUCGUGUAGAGAAUAUGUGACGAAAGUUUUAUUUGCGUGUUUUUUCUUCUUCUUUUUUCUUUCUCUCUCUUCAGAGUGAUUAUAUUCAUCGAGCAAAAAGAGUAACAAGAAAGAAAAAAAGCGAGUCAGAAUUAUUUGGCACAAGCACAUUUCAGUGAGAAACUAUUUUUUUUUUGCAUCAUUUCCCGUGGUAAUGAAGUGAAAAUAAAGUAGAAAAAUACUCAACGAAAAGUUUAAAGUGCUACAAACGAUAGACAAAAAUCGAUUUUUAUUACGAUUCUUGAUCGAAUCGCCGAAUAAAAGUUAUUGAAAAGAGUCUGAACAAAAAGAAAACGAAGUGGCUCUUGGAAAAAGUAGCAUUGAAUUGGAUGUGAUUUGUGUCGAAGCUGAGCUUUAAAGCCGAAAAUCUUACGAGUGAUUAAUGCUAAUUUAUGCAUUGUGAACCGAUCGACAAGCAACAACAACGACGACGACGACGAACACAACAAGUGAUGUCCGGAACAGAGUGAAUUUCAUAUCGAAAAACACAUCGAUUUAACAUUGAAUUUGAAAAAAUAGCCAUAAAAUACCAGUUUCAGUGCUUGGAAUGUUGUCACAAUUUCGUCUGGUUGGCCAUCAUCAUAACCAAAAACUGAGUGAUUAUUAAUACAACGCAUUAAGUCUCUCGGCCGUUUUGCCAUUUGGAAGAACAGAAAGUGUGAUGAUAAAAGUCAUGUGAAUGAUACACUGCGACGCAAAAAGACACCGAACAACAACAACAGCGAAACAAGAUCUGUCGAAUUUUAUUUAGCACAUUUGGAAUGUUCAUUGUCAUUGUAUGCAAAAUUGGUGCCGAAACGAUCGUUGAAUCGAUUGCAAAUAAAAAAAACACAGCAACAACAACAACAGCAAAUCUUUCAUCGGGAGAGAAUGUCUUGUGCCUGUCGCCAUAUUGAUCAAUUGCACACCUAAAUACAACAAUCGUACAAUCGUUUGGUUGUGGAAACGAAACAGAGAGAGGCCAAGAGGAAGGCUAAGAAAAAGGCAAUACACAGCACACACGCUUCGGGAUCAGGGUGUGUUUGACUUUUAAAUGUGUGUCUUAUUCACUUUUGAUACUUUGAAUACGUUCGUUCUUCUUCUUCUUUUUUCGGCUGCUCUUUCAUCGAAGUGAUCGCUCUUUUUGUUUGGUUCAUCAUCAUCGGGAGUAAAAGACCAAAGUGAACGAACCAACCGACGACAAGUGUGUUUGUGUGCUUCUUUGAUAUACACAUAUAGUCGGUGUGACGACGACGACAACGUCGGUGUGUGCGUGUGCAUGAUUACCAGCAGCAAGAAAAUAAAAAAAAAAGUAUUUACCUUCAGCACUGAUCUACAUCGCAUCAGACAACCGACAAGAGAACAUUUUUAACCAUUUGUACCAUCGUUUCGUUACAUACAAUCAUCAAAUGUGCUAAUAAUAAUAACGAGCAGCAGAGAAAAUAAAAACAAACACUGAGCGGAAAACUAUUGUCUGUUUGUUGGUGUAAUCGAAUUCGGUUGUGUUUUUACAUUUUUGAUUGGUUUGGUGCGUCUGUGUUGACUCACACGAUAGACAAGCCGCAAGAAACGAAAGAAGCACGAAGAACGAACCAUCCAUACUCCAAGACAAUAAUAAGUAAGCAGUUAGCAAAUACACGGGUUCUUGUUACAGAUCGUAUUGAAGCCCGUCGUUGCGGUUGCCGCUGUGCCUUUGCUGUUACUGCUGCUGCUGCUGCCUACACGUAAGCUGUCAGGCGGUUAAAACUUGAUUCGAAAAGCCGAGAGUUUUCGCUUUAGCAUUUCAUUUGCGUUUUUUUCUCUUCAAUUCCUUCGUUACGGGCCUCAACUGUGUCAAUGUGUUCGUGUAUGAAUUCUGUGUAUGCCAUGUAGAUCGCUGUUUUGGAAUCUCUUUCUCUGCAGUCAUAUUUAUAUAUCAUACAUACCCGACGCGCGCGCGAAGCAAACAAACUCAAAGCAUAUCGUCGUUGCUGCUGCUGCUUUUUUCCCCUUAUUCGUAUCGUGCAAGCAGCACAAGACUACCAGCACACACUGAGCCACAGAGUUGAAGACAACUCUUUCACGUAAUUGUUAGAAUGAACAACAACGUAUCAAAGCCCGAAGAAAUAAAAUAAUCAAAAGAGAACCAGCGAGCGCAAGCAAGUAAGAGAUCUCUCGAGUGUGUGUAGAACGAGCGAGUGGAACCAUUGAAAUAAACGAGAUAGAAGACGGAAUUUUUCUCUCAUAUAUUAUACAUAUAUGCUGGGCUGUUGCUGCUGUUGUUGUUAUUUUUUUUCUCUUCUCAACUUCGUUGUGCUUGAGAACGUGAUCGGAAUGCAGUGUUUCGUGUUAUAUUAAUGACUACGACGACGACAACGACAACAACAUUGAUACAACGACGACGACAAAAAAUAAAAGAAGAGAAGAAAAGAUAAAAAAAAAGAUCCAGAAAUACAGAAAUUAUUUUAUAAAAUAUUUAUAUAAAAAAGAGUUGACGUUGCCAGUGCACGUAUGCUGCUUUGAAAAGUGUGUCUCUGUGCGCCCAAAUCAAGGAGUUAAUACCAUAUAAUAGAUUUGUUAAUAAAUCGUAACGGCUAACUGUUUUGAACUUAUUUCCGAAUGUGUCUCUGUGUGUAUGUAUCUGUGCGCGUACGAUCCGCAUUGAUUACUCAACAAUUUACUUGUAAUAAUAAAAACGUUGAAUGAACCAUAAAAAUCAACUCAAUUUAGUGGCAAAAUCAAUUAAGUUAUUUUAUGUGACCGCCCCAAACGAAUUUUACGGAACGGAAUACGUUUUCUACGAAACGAACAUCGGCCAGGCAUACAGACAUAAAAAAUCGUCGGAGUGAUAAUUUAGCACACAUGUAAAUUGAACCGCAUGAAAAAAAGGUCAUCAAGUAUCACAACGAAAGUAUCAUUUAUCUGAGCAUUCCACAGCGGAUUAUUGUGUUAUUUAUUCGGAUUGUGAACUGUAUGUGAUUCGUAUACUUUGUGAAUGUGCAAAAAAGAUAAAAGAAGAACGCAAUUGAAAAAGUAUUUUAAAAAAAUUACAGUAAAAAAAUUGAAAACAUUUCAAUUUUCUUGAGUGAAACCAACGGGAGCAAUCCUAAACAGAUAUUAUCAAUGAAAAUGGGUGAAUCAACACCGAUUUGCCGUUGCCGAGUCUUGUACUUGGGAAGCGCUGUACCACGUCAAAGCAAAGAUGGACUACAGGGCAUUCAAGAGCCGCUUCGUAGUUUAUAUCCAUCGGAAGGAGCGGUUGGUGCACGAGGAAUUGACUCAUGGUUGAGUGUUUGGUCGAAUGGCAUUUUGCUGGAGAACGUCGACGAAAAUCGUAAACAAGUCACACGAUUCUUUCCAAUUGAGUCGUUGCAUUACUGUGCAGCCGUUCGUCAAGUGUUGAUACCGGAACGUGGCAAUGCACAACCAGAACCAAAAUUUUUGCCAUUAGAUUCACCAUUUGCACGAACACCGAGAGCAGCGCAUCCGCCAAUAUUUGCCGCGAUUCUACGGCGUACCACUGGUAUUAAAGUUUUAGAAUGUCACGUGUUUAUUUGCAAGCGGGAGGCUGCUGCAAAUGCUCUAGUCAGAUGUUGUUUUCAUGCGUAUGCGGAUAAUUCAUAUGCGCGUCAACUAGAAACAUCGAAUGGCAGUGUGUAUGGUACGUUGGGCAAACCAUCAUCAAAUGGUGGCGGCGGUGGCUUAAAUGGCACCUCCGAAUGGAGAUCACGCGCUGGCAGUACGACGACAUUAAAUAGUGUUGGACAACGAAUGCUAAAUGGCAGCACCAACGGAACGAUCACAAAUGGCAACGAUGCAUACACGGUGAAAAAUGUAUACGCAAGCAGUGCGGAUAUUGAUGUUGUUGACGAAGCUGGAUCCAUAUACAAUGGUGAUGAAAACCACAAAGUCUGGUUGGGCUCACAAGAUCGAUUGAAUGAUAUUGCAACGGAGAGCCCAUACGAUUUCUAUUCGGGAACCGGUAUGAAUGGUAAUUCAUCGACGCUCGGACGAAAUGCUCGUGCACGUCAAAUUAGUGCACCAAUUCCGGUGCCACCGCCACCCGAAACGCUAAAAAAGGAAAAGAAGCAGAAAAAAUUGAAACAAUCCAGUAGUCAAAGCUUAUCGGGAACACUACGGCCGAAAUCAUCGGGCGUUUAUACAAAUGGUGGUACAUUGGUUCGGCAGCAACAUCACCAUCAUCAUCACAGCAACGGUAUGCCAAUGCAUCCACAGCAAAUGCAUAUGCAACCAAAUCAUGGCCCGUAUGCACCGUUGCCGAUGCAUGCUCAAGCAUUGCCACCAUCACGUUUCCAUACGUUCAGUCAUCGUGGUUACGCAAAUGGUAUACCGCACAGUACAUCGGUUCCGCAUUUGCAUAUGAUCCAUCACCCGAUGCAUCCCCCACCGAUGCAAAUGCCAGUCAUGUUGCCGCAACAAUACGCUACACUCCAACACCCGAGCAAAUUGAAGUCGAAGAAGAAAAAAGAUAAAAUGCAAAUUCCAUUGGGCAUUCCAGUGCCGCCGCCGAUUUUCGCCUAUCCACCGCCAGCCUCAAUGAUCCACGGCGAACCAAAUGGAAUGAAUCGUCCGCUGGCCAUGAGCAAUCGAAAAUUGGCCCAAUCGGCUGGGGCUGGAUUAGAUGAUUCUGGGAAUUCGGGCGCUGAAUCACCAGGUGAAACUGGCACUGGCAUCUAUAGACGCAAAGGACAUUUGAACGAGAGGGCAUUUAGCUACUCAAUACGACAAGAGCAUCGAAGCCGAUCACAUGGCUCACUCGCUAGUCUUCAAUUCAACAAUCCACCUGAUGUGAAAAAAGAACGUGAAAUCGCACAAAUGAUGGCUGGCUUAGACAUAAACGAUGAUGCAACCAUCUACAGACGCUCACAACCACAAAUGAAUGGCGGCGGAACAUUUGGCAAACGCAAAUAAAUGAAAAACAAGCUAAUAGGAAAACACAUAUCAGCGCGUGCGCGCGCGCGCCUGCUAACCAACAAAUCGGGCGGCUGGCUGUUCAAUCGUUAACACACAGUUGCCAAUCAACUUAUCUCGCUCGGCGUUUUCUUUUUGUUUUGCGCCAAUGCAUAGCCACUGUUGAUGCUGCUAUUGUGUGUCGAAAUCUAAUGUGUUCGGUGUGCAAGUGUUUCUUUCUAUAGACACUUCUCAUUCGAAUCAAUUUACAUUGAAUAAUGCGUUUUAUGUAAAUAGCGGUAGGUUUUCUUUUAUAUUCAAUAAUUUCUGCUCGUUUUUAAAUUUGUUUUUCACAUGUUUUACUCUCUUCCCUUUUUAAACACCAUUUUGUUAAUCUUAUUUUUUUAAAUCCUCCAUUUACGGAUGGUUGAAGUAGGAAUGAACGAAGAAAAAUCAACAUUUAUAAAUUUUUGUUUAAUCCAAGAGAUUUAAAUCCAAAUUGCUUGAGACGCAGCGCAGCAAUUACGGAAAUGAAAAUUACUACACAUAAUUAAUGUUAUAAUUGUCAACAAUAAAACGAGCGAAAUUCACUCAAGUAUAAACGGAACAAAAAGAUUCGCUGACGCGAUAUAAUGAAUUAAUAAAUUUGUAUAUUUUAAGAUAAUCAUUAACAAUUUUAUGCUUGUUUCGUAUUCGUGGCGAGAAUGUGCGAAUCAUAAAAAAUGAAACAAA
This is a messenger RNA of Sitodiplosis mosellana (orange wheat blossom midge), 5703 nucleotides long. RefSeq lists its product as uncharacterized. The record is from RefSeq and is a predicted model, not a curated record. NCBI's taxonomy places the organism in Eukaryota, Metazoa, Arthropoda, Insecta, Diptera, Cecidomyiidae. The coding region runs from base 3184 to 4992 and encodes 602 amino acids. The transcript is spliced from 2 exons.